This is a messenger RNA of Neoarius graeffei (lesser salmon catfish), 486 nucleotides long. RefSeq names its product large ribosomal subunit protein eL19-like. Gene Ontology annotation, biological process: translation. The transcript has 5 exons. Lineage: Eukaryota; Metazoa; Chordata; Actinopteri; Siluriformes; Ariidae. Gene Ontology annotation, molecular function: RNA binding; structural constituent of ribosome. Bases 1 to 486 code for a protein of 161 amino acids. Gene Ontology annotation, cellular component: ribosome; cytosolic large ribosomal subunit. The record is from RefSeq and is a predicted model, not a curated record.
AUGAUAGCGUCAGAUUCUUGUUCUUGGUUGAUAGAUGUGGAAUCUGAGCGUACAGAGUGUACAGGUGUUCCGAAUAAAGUGGCCGGUAAGAGGAAGGGCACAGCAAACGCUCGCAUGCCAGAGAAGCUGUGCUGGAUGAGACGGAUGCGGGUUCUGCGCAGGUUGCUCACACGCUACCGAGACGGCAAGAAGAUCGACAGACACAUGUACCACAUCCUGUAUUUAAAGGUAAAGGGAAACGUGUUCAAGAACAAGCGGCUCCUGAUGGAACAUGUUCACAAGCUCAAAGCCGACCUGGCUCGCAAGAAACUCCUGGCUCACCAAGGAGAAGCUCGUCGCUUAAAAACGAGAGAGGCUCGUAAAUGGCGAGAAGAAAGACUUCAGGCCAAGAAGGAAGAGAACCCAUCCAAAGAAAAUGAAACCAAUCCAAAAAAUAAGUUUUGCUUUCUUUCUACAUGGGUGUGUGUGGAUCACAACCAGAAGUAA